GUAUGUGGAAAUGCCUAAAGUGAUAUCUAAGAGCGUAGUUUGCGAAGAUAGCAGAGACAAAGAAGAAUAUGACACAGGUCAAGGACCUCUGUGUGUAUACUACUGUCUCUGUGGUCAGAUGGCUCUCAUAAUAGAUUGUACAAUCGAUCAUCUGCCUCUUAGAAAGACUGAUGGCGCUCGAGUGUUAGACAAAUCCAAGAGAUCGUGUAAGAUUACCACGGACUAUGAUACAACAGUGUAUUUGAGAAGAGAGAAAGGAGUCGAACGUCAAGUCCGACAAAAGUGUACAAACUGUGGGCUACGUUUGUUUUACCAAUCAUCCACGGAAAGUGAAGUAACCUUCAUUGUUGAUGGUGCUCUGUUUAUUGGUGGUGAUGGAAGUAGCAAAAAGGCUGUUGUAAAGCAAGCAAAACCAGAAAAAAGAAAAGUUACGCUGACGAAGAGAACAAAAGAUUUUGGAAAAUAUGGGUCUGUUACUGUGUCUACAAUAGACGAAGAAGAAGAAGAAAUUGAAGCUAGAGAGAUUGCUACUUCAUUUGCUACUAAUGCCAAAGUAAUCAAUGAUCGACUUCAAAAGCAGACCAAGCGGAGAGGAGACAGAGAAGAUGGUGAUAGCACAAGGAAACGACAGAAGGGAACACUGAUUGAUAACAAUAUGUAGGAAGGUGAUACAGUGGUUAUUUUUGAAUUAUCUUUCAUUAGAUAUUAGCAUUAUAAUUAUAUGAUAGUUAUGUUGUCAGCAAAUAAUGUAGAUGACAAAACCAUGAGUUUCUUA
Messenger RNA from Corticium candelabrum, 775 nucleotides. Its product is annotated as STING ER exit protein-like. The record is from RefSeq and is a predicted model, not a curated record. The coding region runs from base 11 to 661 and encodes 216 amino acids. Lineage: Eukaryota; Metazoa; Porifera; Homoscleromorpha; Homosclerophorida; Plakinidae. The transcript has 8 exons. Gene Ontology annotation, biological process: endoplasmic reticulum membrane organization; endoplasmic reticulum to Golgi vesicle-mediated transport.